UCAACACUUCUGGAUUCAGUAACAGGAGCAGCAGCUACAAUCUGUGGAGAAGACAUCCCUGGUGGAAAAACGACUGACAACGAAGAGAUUAAAGGAAGAAACAAAGACUGUGUUUGAAGUAAAGCUGGAAACAAAGAAAAUCAAACGGAAGAUAAUCUUGACUUUACCAGAACCAAGAAGACAUAAAGAACACAUAAAGUAGUAUCUGGGAGCAUAAUGGUGUCUUUUGGACCGGAGCUGACCGGUAUCUCUCUGUCAGUGCUGGGCUGGGUGCUGAGUGUGAUCAGCUGUUCUCUGCCGAUGUGGGUGCUCUCCAACUCAAGGAGGGAAUGGUGGGGUCUGUGGAUGAGUUGUGAUCCCCAGAGCAUAGGACAGAUACAUUGUUUCGAGCGGUUCCACGAUCAUGAAGUGCAGAUCCUCAGAGCACUCUCUGUCCUUGCCAUCAUCUUGGGAGUGGUGGGAGUUUUCAUAAACAUUGUGAGAGCAAAAUGCACCAACUUCAUUCACAAUGAGAGGGUCAAAGCCAGGUUGGUGGUUUCCUCUGGAGGGAUGUUCAUCACUGCAGCUCUGUUACAACUGGUGCCUGUUUUCUGGAUAGUACUUGACAUCACUUUGUGGUAUCGUGACUCUAGAGAGAAGACCGGGGUGUCUCUGUAUCUGGGUUGGGCUGCCUCUGUCCUGAUGCUUAUUGGAGGGUCCAUUCUCUGCUGCAUCUGCCCUCCAGAAGAAAAACCAAGAAAGUACAACAUACAUGGUCAAAGUUAUGUUGAAUACUCUGUGGCUCCGAAGUCAACGACUCAAAGCUCCAACAUCAAAAUACAUGUGGUGUGAGGUAGGAAGACAAGACCAAAGAGGGAUGAGGAAAAAUUGUGACCUGUUUUUUUUCUCUCUUUCUUUUCUUAUGUUUUAUAAUUAUUUCUACAUUUCAGGGAAAAUGUAUCUAAAUGUAGUUCAGUAAUAAUCAAACCAGUUUAAAUUGAGUCAUUACAACAGUUUAAUGAAAGAGGAAAAAGCCAAACCUGUUGUUGUAGAUAUUUAGGAUCAUGAAUAUGUGUAGAUGCUGGUGACGCUUCUGGAUGAAUUUAUAAACUAUUUGCUGUUUUUUAAAAAUACUGUUUGUUCUGAUGCCAACAGGGACAACGUUUCUCUCAGAGCUCAGUGUCAUUG
Molecule: messenger RNA, 1167 nt
Organism: Mugil cephalus (flathead mullet)
Lineage: Eukaryota; Metazoa; Chordata; Actinopteri; Mugiliformes; Mugilidae
Product: claudin-4-like
Exons: 1
Coding region: 217-831 (204 amino acids)
Biological process (GO): cell adhesion; bicellular tight junction assembly
Cellular component (GO): plasma membrane; bicellular tight junction
Molecular function (GO): structural molecule activity
Source: RefSeq, a predicted model, not a curated record